This is a messenger RNA of Dovyalis caffra, 252 nucleotides long. Lineage: Eukaryota; Viridiplantae; Streptophyta; Magnoliopsida; Malpighiales; Salicaceae. The record is from the annotation of a GenBank genome assembly.
AUGAUCCGAUCCGUUGAGGGCCAUCCCAUUUACGGACUAAGCGACAAAGCCCGUCCUCUGGAGUCAAAAAGAAGUCGAGGUUCCGAAAGAAACAAAUCAAUCAUGACACGCAGCCACAACAGGGAAGCAGUCAGGAAUGCAGCAGGAGUGGAAAGGGAUAAGAUGAGAUUAGGGAAAGGAGCCGUUAGGCCACUCGAUGAAAGGAAGAAUAGCAGCUGCCAAAGCAAAGCAAAAGGCCAGGCAUUGGACUAG